Impatiens glandulifera is the source of this 2617-nucleotide messenger RNA. RefSeq lists its product as uncharacterized. The coding region runs from base 195 to 2303 and encodes 702 amino acids. The record is from RefSeq and is a predicted model, not a curated record. The transcript has 9 exons. NCBI's taxonomy places the organism in Eukaryota, Viridiplantae, Streptophyta, Magnoliopsida, Ericales, Balsaminaceae. Gene Ontology annotation, biological process: lipid metabolic process.
UCACUCUAGACGCCCCUUCUCCCUCUCUCUCGAAUCCUCCUCGAUUUGUCGUUGCUUUCACGCUCCCCCCACCAUUGUUGCCCAUCCUAUCAAAAACCUUUCUCAAUUUUACACAAAUCUUUUCAAUUUCUUCUUUAUUUUGCUCCUCCUGCAAUUUUUAUUCACAACCACGAUCCAGAGUUUAUUCAUCUAUAAUGCAACGGCUCGUUGACAAUGUCCUCGCCGUUACCAAAGAGUCUGUGAAAAUUUUCACUUAUGAGGCUUUGAACAACUUUGUGAGACUUGUCAAUGGAAUGUCAGCACUUCUGCUAGCUGUCUUACCUGGGAAGAGUUUAAUUCUUGAAGGUAUCCAUGAAUGGGAGCUUAGGCCAACAUUUCGUGGGCCACGGCUUCCACGUUGGAUGGAAGAUGGUGCUUCAUCUUUCAACAAGUUCAUCCAUGAACUGUCUGUGGACUCUGAUACAUCAUCAAAUGAAGAUUACAUGUCAGACGAAGAUAGUGAUGGCAUAAUUCCUGCAUCUCCUUUAUCUCAUAGCUCUAGGUUCUCUAGAGCUAGUAGUUUUUCCAAACCCAACAGGCAUUCAUCUGGCUGGAUUAAAUGCUUGAUUUUGUGGAUUCUCUUUCCUUUGAGAAUCCUUCUCAUUAUACCAUCGUAUCUGUAUAAUAUAACACAUUCUAGUAGUUCAACAGUCCAGGCUAAACCUGAAAAUCGUUAUCCACCAAGUCCUCAUUCUAGGAAGAAAUCAAGCACAAUGAAGGACCAUUUUGUUCAGAGUGCUACGGAUCGGAGAAGGGGAGUUGUGGAGGAUCUCCAUCUAGGUAUAGAGAUUGCAAUAGAAGCCAUAUUUGAUAUCGUCCACAAGGUAGCAUACUGUGUUUUUUCACCAUUGGAAUCGUUCAAGAAACUUUUGCAUUGGUUCUCCUCUAGAAGUAAAGGGAGCAAAGCUAUGGAAUCAGACACAGUGGAUGCUACGGUAAUGACUGCAACCCUUGGACAAAAUGAUGCGGCCGUUACUGAAAGGAAAACGACUCUGCACAAUUCCCUGAAUACCGAUGCUCGAACUUGUCAAGAUGUCAUAACAGAACUGGGGUAUCCUUAUGAGGCUAUUCGUGUGGUAACAGCUGAUGGGUAUAUUCUAUUGUUAGAAAGAAUUCCAAGACGUGAUUCCAGGAAAGCCAUAUAUCUACAACAUGGAGUGCUCGACUCAUCUAUGGGGUGGGUAUCUAAAGGAGUUGUUGGUUCACCUGUUUUUGCAGCAUUUGAUCAAGGAUACGAUGUUUUCCUUGGAAAUUUACGCGGUUUGGUUUCCCGUGAACAUAUUGACAAAAAUAUCUCCUCAAGACAGUAUUGGCAUUACUCCAUUAACGAGCAUGGUACAGAAGAUGUACCAGCAAUGAUCGAGAAAAUUCACGAAGUGAAGACGGCAGAGUUGAAGUUGAUACAUCCCGAUCAAGUAGUAGAAGAUGAUACCAACACCGAAAAACAACCUUACAAACUUUGUGCCAUUUGUCACAGCCUGGGUGGGGCUGCCAUGCUUAUGUAUGUCAUCACUCGUCGAAUAGAAGAAAAGCCUCACAGGCUAGCGAGAUUAAUCCUACUCUCUCCAGCAGGUUUUCAUCACGAUUCUACAGUAGUCUUCACUGUCGUCCAAUACCUCCUCCUCCUCAUUACCCCAAUCAUAGCACCCAUUGUCCCGGCUUUCUACAUCCCCACAAGAUUCUUCCGGAUGCUUCUAAACAAGUUGGCUCGCGACUUCCACAACUACCCUGCCUUAGGAGGACUCGUUCAAACCUUAGUCAGUUAUAUCGUUGGCGGCGACAGUUCGAACUGGAUUGGAGUAAUUGGAUUGCCACACUAUAACAUGAACGACAUGCCAGGAGUUUCGUUUCAGGUGGCUCAUCAUUUAGCUCAGAUGAAACGGGCUGGCAGGUUUAUAAUGUUCGAUUACGGAAGCAAAUCUGCUAAUAUGAAGGCUUAUGGAUCGCCUGAACCUUUGGAUUUGGGGGAGUAUUAUGGGCUGAUUGAUUUUCCUGUUGAUCUUGUUGCUGGGCGGAAAGAUAAGGUUGUGAGACCAUCGAUGGUGAAAUUUCAUCAUGAUUUGAUGAAGAGUGCAGGCGUGCAGGAGGUUACUUAUAAUGAGUUUGAGUAUGCGCAUUUGGAUUUUACUUUCUCCCAUCGGGAGGAGUUGUUGGCUUAUGUUAUGUCGCGGUUGAAUCUUGUGGAGCCAAACCAGAAGUCUGUGCAGAAGCAGAGCUCGAAGACGAGGAAGAAGGAUCAUACCAAAGAAAUUUGUUCUGAUUAAAUCUUGCUGAUAAUUUGACAUCCAUGUUUUUCUUUGGUAGUUUGUUGUAUGUAUAUGUUUUUUUUUAAAUAUUAUUAUAUAUGGUCAUUAAGAGUUCUCUUUCUUUGCUACUUACUAUAAAGCGUGGUUAGAGGUGUACUAUGUUUUGUAUAGAUGAUAGUGCAUGAAAGUAGAGGCUCUAGACUUACUUUUGUUAUGGGUCGAAUUGGGCUAUAAAGAGUUUAGGGUUAAAGUUUGUGAAUAAAUUGUGGAAUGCCAUAGAGAUAUUCCUAAAUGUUACUAUUUGGUUUGGCUUGGCUUGGAUUUGCUAUUCA